Williopsis jadinii is the source of this 894-nucleotide messenger RNA. It is a transcript of the gene TRM8, whose product is annotated as tRNA (guanine46-N7)-methyltransferase. The transcript has a single exon. Gene Ontology annotation, molecular function: tRNA (guanine(46)-N7)-methyltransferase activity. Bases 1 to 894 code for a protein of 297 amino acids. Gene Ontology annotation, biological process: tRNA methylation; RNA (guanine-N7)-methylation. Lineage: Eukaryota; Fungi; Ascomycota; Saccharomycetes; Phaffomycetales; Wickerhamomycetaceae. The record is from RefSeq and is a predicted model, not a curated record. Gene Ontology annotation, cellular component: tRNA methyltransferase complex.
AUGCCUGAGGAGACCCCUGUCGUGGAGAGAAAGCUCAGUAAGAACGAGCUCCAGAAGCUGCAGAGCGAAUCCUAUGCUAAACGUCAGGCGUACAGAGAGAAGCAGGAGGCCACGAGAAAGUCUCUGAAGCACGUGAGAAUCGAGGAAUCGGACGUACAGAGCGAUGUUGAGCUUCCUAGAAAGAGAUUCUACAGACAGAGAGCACACUCGAACCCCUUCAGUGACCAUCAGUUGGAGUACCCACGCUCGCCAGACGACAUGGACUGGUCGAGACUGUACCCGUACUACCACGAUGAGGCCACUGGGGAGAUGACCAAGAGGGUUGAGAUUGCCGAUAUUGGAUGCGGAUUCGGUGGGUUGAUGGUUGAUCUGUCGCCAGAGUUCAAGGACAAGCUGAUCUUGGGUAUGGAGAUCCGUGUGCAAGUGACACACUACGUGGAGGACCGUAUCAUUGCACUGAGACAGAAACAUCUCGACACCAACGGCUACCAGAAUAUCAACGUCUUGAGAGGAAACGCCAUGAAGUUCUUGCCGAACUUCUUCCACCAAUCCCAGCUGGAGAAGAUGUUCUUCUGCUUCCCAGACCCUCAUUUCAAGCAGAGAAAACAUAAGGCUAGAAUCAUCACAAACACUUUGCUUUCGGAGUAUGCGUUUGUCUUGAAAGAAGGUGGUAUAAUAUACACCAUCACAGACGUUCUGGAUUUGCACAAUUGGAUGGUUAAACAUCUGGAUGAGCAUCCACUGUUUGAAAGAUGUGGCGAGGAAUGGGAAGCCAACGAUAAAUGUGUUGAGAUCAUGACAAAUGCCACUGAAGAAGGCCAAAAGGUUACGAGAAAUAAAGGUAGCAAGUACGUCAAAUGCUACAGAAGACUUCCGAAUCCAAAGAGUUUAUGA